This is a messenger RNA of Coregonus sp. 'balchen', 7868 nucleotides long. The record is from the annotation of a GenBank genome assembly. Lineage: Eukaryota; Metazoa; Chordata; Actinopteri; Salmoniformes; Salmonidae.
AGAGGAGCAGAUCUGUGACUGGCUCAGGUCAGGAGUGGUGGAUCACUUGCCGAUAGGCGAGGAGACCUUCAUGUAUUACGCCGGCUCUCCGGCAGACCAUUACGCAUCGGACAUGGUGACAGACAUGGGCGUCUACCAGGCGCUGUCCUCCCCGUUCUCAGAGGACGACCUGAGUGACUCGUCCAGCCCUUGCUCCUGCUCCAGCCCUGAGUCCCAGGUGCUGGGUUCCAGCUACGGCAGCAGCAGCAGCAGUGGAGAGAGCCAGGAUGGUCUCCUGGACUUCCUGCUCUCCCAGGCCACACUGAGAAGUGGAGUUUCUCCCUCUCUAUCCCCCUCAGUACCACCCAUCCUCCCCAUGGGUCUAGCAUGGGAGUCAAAGAGGGACCGCCUGUCUCCGCCAACCAAAGAGGAGUGCUUUGAGUUCCCUGAGUUCCCAGCGGACCUGGAUGAUCACAUAGGGCUGCUGUUUCAGCCCACCCUGGAGGAGAUAGAGGAGUUCCUGGAGGAGAAUAUGGAGGUGGUGGCGUUGAAGAAUGAGGCUUGUGAGGGAGGGAUGUUGGAUGUAAACAGUCAGGUGACAGGGUCAGAGCCUGGGCUAGCACACUCAGACCAAACAGUACCUGUUGCCAGUGCUACUCUCCCUACCACAGAGACCAAACACACACCAACAUCCCCAAUAAUAGACUCCAACUUUUGUAGUGGGAUUAAACAGGAGGACACUGCUGGUACACCAGCAUCAGUAGAGGGGUCCGGUGUGCCGCCUGUCAUCCUGCAAAUUCAACCAAUCCAAAUUAAGCAAGAGCCAAUCCCAAGUGCGAUACCAACACCAGUACCACAGCAGACCUCCCAGCCCUCCUCAGACAUCAAAAUCGCCCAGCUCCUGGUCAACAUCCAGGGCCAGACUUUUGCCCUGGUGCCCCAGCUGGUGUCUCCAGCUAAUCUCAAUGGCACAUCUUCUAAAUUUGUGCGUAUCGCGCCUGUACCCAUAGCCUCCAAACCCCUGGGUCCCGGGGAGGGUGGGCUUGCAGGUGGCCAGGCUGCAGGGAUCCUGGUGGGAGGACAGAAGUUCCAGAAGAGCUCGGUAGCGGACCUUAUAAAAAUGCAUAAGUGCACUUUCCCUGGAUGUGCCAAGAUGUACACCAAGAGCAGCCACCUGAAGGCCCACCUGAGGAGGCACACGGGGGAGAAGCCCUUUGCCUGCACCUGGCCUGGCUGUGGAUGGAGGUGAGUGGGUUCAAGCACGUUAUAGGUUGGGUUAGAGUCUUACUUCACAGGUGGAGCUCAUAGGUAUACUCAGUGUGUGGUUAUUCAUGUGACUAUAUGCACUGUAUGUUAAAAGUGAAGUCCAGGAGUGACAGUUAGUGCAACAGGGUUGAUGUUCAGCUGUUAGUUGUGAUGGUCCAUCCAGGUAUGACAGUUUAGGGACACCAGUCCAUGUUUUAGUUGCAGAUGCAACAUAGUAUGCAACUAUCUCUGUUGACUGUGGUUGUAUUAUCUGAGAUUCAUCAAUUCUUCACAGAGGUUAACAGGGUUAUCAACUUCCUUCGCUUGCUGAUUACCAGGGAGUGAUAUGAUUCCUUUCAAAGUCAAUCCCUCCAGCUGUUUUGCAAAACACAGAGCUGAAUUUUACGAGAAAACAUAAUUAAUUUUCCAAAUUGUACGUCAGCUCGAUUGGAUAUGAUGAACUAAAAUGAUUUGUUUCCCUUGUAUAAAAUCCAUAUAUAAUUUGUUAUCUUCUCAUGCUCUCUCGUUGUCUCCAUAUCGCUGUGUUUUCUUCUAUUGCAGAGUUUGAGAUUAGAUUAAGGCCUUUGAAGUGCGGGCAGACUUUGCCCCCUCUACUGUAGCUGUCUCUCUGUUUGCUCUCCGUUUGCACUCUGUUACACACUUGCAGAAUGAAGUUAAAAGUUUUGGUAGCAAGCAGCACUUUGCUUUGACUGACUUUCUGUCAUACUAAUUAGAUUAUAAUCCAUGACCUAAUACUGGGCCAAAGGAGUUUUAAACAUAUUUCUUUGUUUCCACUCACUCAGCAAGCAUAAAGCAUGCAUUUGUCCCAUAUUAUUUGUGGGUUAGUGUUUUUUUGUCAUGAAUCUUGUUCUGGGGGCAGCUCUGCAGAGUGGUCACUAUCUGGCACAGCCACAAAGUCAUAAAAUGAGAUUUUAACCCUAACCUUAACCCUAACCUUAACCACCCUGCUAACCCUUAUGCCUAACCCUAAAUUAAGACCAAAACGCUAAUUUUAGUUUUCAUGAAUUUUUACAAUAUAGACAAUUUUGACUUUGCAGCUGGCCUAACUAAGAGGGAAUCGCUCAGGUCUGCCUCCAGGACAAGACUCAUGACAAUAAACGUCAACCUGCAUAUCAUUCAUUCACCAGCCAGAUAUGUAGUCCCACAAAUAGGAAAUCCAACAUCCAGUUAAUUCUUCAACAACCAAAGUUCAACCUAUUGUAUGAACUAUGAACUUGCAGCCCUUUGGUCUCAAAUCCGUCUCCCUAACCUCUUCACCCGACAGUUGCACAGCUAAACGCUAGACAUAGAAAGCUCAGUGUAAACGAGGGAAUAGCUGGAGAGAAGGUCUCCAGUCUGAUAAGAUUGGCAGUGCUCAGCAGUCUGAUAAGAUUGGCAGUGCUCAGCAGUCCUGUGGUAUCCACCCACCUCCCCCAGGGCACAGUGUGGCCUUCAGAGACUGCUCUCUGUCUGAGGGAGCCCUCCUCCUCCUUCCCUCGUCCUGGUCAGGAAAUGGAAGUGAGCUUGGGAAAUAUGCACCUCCAGCCAUCUGCAAAUUGAGUGCCUUGUGUUGUAAUGAAAGAUAGUGUUUUUGGCAUUCCUCUGAUUCUCUUCAUGUCCAUAAAACCAAAUGACAAAUAUACUAUACAGCUGUGAUUCCUCUUGCAUUUCAUCACACACACAAUAUAUAUUGUACAUGCAUGCAGGCAAGCGUAGAUCGGCACAAACACAUUUAAGUUGGUGCACUCACACUUUCACGUCUGUACAGACUUGCAGGGGAACAUUGAUAUGGGGUUACUAGUGGACAGUAGGUUUGAACCCAAACCGUUUAUUGUGAAAACACCAUGACGCUCUAAAAUAAGGGUUUGUCUUGUUUUUGUACCCGGUUCAACUUACAGUAAAAAAUAUAUAAAAAAUAUAUAUGAUUAUAUUAUUCCUUAGUGUCCAUUCUUCAAAUUUGGAACUAAAGCGCUUUGUGGUUGCUGCAUGCGGGAUUAUGUAAUUUCAAGUCCCCACCUUUUGGCCUUUGCCAGCUCUUAUCAGUAAUUACUGUAUGCUACGGGGCUGAGAUCAGGGACAAGCUCGAACAGAGCCAGAGUGUAGCCUAACUGAGCUGUGGAGGUGAUGGGAAUCAUGGCUCCCCUCCCAAUGCCUGGGCGUCCCACCCUGCCCCACAGGGGCUCCACAAACAGCCUUACUCAGGAUCUCAUAAACCCAACCUCCAUCACCUCUAAACCACUGCUUAUAUAACAAAGUUUCAUAUAGCAGAUAUAUAAAAUGCCUUACAGUUUCCUACAGUGAAACACUUCAUAUCAACAUCCAGGAAGAGAUAGUAGUGUAUCGGGUCCCUUUGUGGCCCCUUCAGUUACACUGUAAGACUUAUUGGCUUAGAGGACAAGGUGAGGCUGAGUUUCGGUCAGAGACAACUAAAUGAACUGUCUCCAUCAUGUCUCAACAUGAUGGAGUUAUAGAACAAUAUCAGCUUUGGGGUAUAGAGGGUACUGACGCAUAACGUAUAGUACAUAAGUAAUAUAAUAGUAUUACAAUGAGGUUUCCUAAUGUCAGAGUAAGAAAAAUGUACCUCACGGUCUUCAUGCAGAUAAUAUCCCCAGAACCACUUAUCUAGUUUACAUGCAGUAGCACAUUUGUUUUAAAAUUACUUCUGCCCAUAUAGGCUAAUGUAGCCUAGUCAUACGUAACCAUUUUACUACCAUGUUAUAUACGGUAUGUGUAGCACCUGCUAUUCCAUGUGUGUAUGCAGCCAUUUUACCACGUAUCUUGCAGGGAUCCUAUUAUUUAAUCUCAAUAGCACAGUUGCAGCAUGGUUCAUGAUCAAUGUCUAUGGAAAAGAUAUCUAGGAAUUACUUUAAAUUGCUUUAAUCAGUAUGUUACCAUUAGGAAUUAACACCUUCCUGGGAAAAGGGCCUGCUCGUGAUAUGUUAUGAAAUCAAUACCCUGUUCCAGACUAAACAGACUCAACGCCCCACGCACACACACACACACACACAGUCUGUCAGGAGUAAUGAGUUAACCCUUUAACGAGGGAUUAGAGUGACGACCAAAAACAGAUCUGUUUGACUUUCCUGUGAACAUGUGUUAAACCCAAAUAUGGGUAGAGCUAUAAUAUGGGUAGAACUCUUUUUUUGAAGAGUAUUGGAAAGAUCCUUUAUCCUGUGUUGUGUUCUGGUGUAGUCAGACAGAGAGAGGGGGCUUUUUUUAAAUCUCAGGGUGUUAUGGGAAACAGUGCCACUGAUAUACAGUUGAAGUUGGAAGUUUACAUACACUUAGGUUGGAGUCAUUAAAACUCGUUUUUUCAACCACUCCACUAUUUUCUUGUUAACAAACUAUAGUUUUGGCAAGCCGGUUAGGAAAUCUACUUUGUGCGUGACACAAGUAAUUUUUCCAACAAUUGUUUACAGACAGAUUAUUUCACUUAUAAUUCACUGUAUCACAAUUCCAGUGGGUCAGAAGUUUACAUACACUAAGUUGACUGUGCCUUUAAACAGCUUCCAGAAUUCCAGAAAAUGAUGUCAUGGCUUUAGAAGCUUCUGAUAGGCUAAUUGACAUCAUUUGAGUCAAUUGGAGGUGUACCUGUGGAUGUAUUUCAAGGCCUACCUUCAAUCUCAGUGCCUCUUUGCUUGACAUCAUGGGAAAAUCAAAAGAAAUCAGCCAAAACCUCCACAAGUCUGGUUCAUCCUUGGGAGUAAUUUCCAAACGCCUGAAGGUACCACGUUCAUCUGUACAAACAAUAGUACGCAAGUAUAAACACCAUGGGACCACGCAGCCGUCAUACCGCUCAGGAAGGAGAUGCGUUCUGUCUCCUAGAGAUCAACGUACUUUGGUGCGAAAAGUGCAAAUCAAUCCCAGAACAACAGGAAAGGACCUUAUGAAGAUGCUGGAGGAAACAGGUACAAAAGUAUCUAUAUCCACAGUAAAACGAGUCCUAUAUUGACAUAACCUGAAAGGCCGCUCAGCAAGGAAGAAGCCACUUCUCCCAAACCGCCAUUAAAAAGCCAGACUACGGUUUGCAACUGCUCAUGGGGACGAAUAUCUUACUUUUUGGAGAAAUGUUCUCUGGUCUGAUGAAACAAAAAUAGAACUGUUUGGCCAUAAUGACCACCGUUAUGUUUGGAGGAAAAAGGGGGUCUCUUGCAAGCCGAAGAACACCAUCACAACCGUGAAGCACGGGGUUGGCAGCAUGAUGCUGUGGGGGUGCUUUGCUGCAGGAGGGACUGAUGCACUUCACAAAAUAGAUGGCAUCAUGAGGAAGGAAAAUUAUGUGGAUAUAUUGAAGCAACAUCUCAAGACAUCAGUCAGGAAGUUAAAACUUGGUCGCAAAUGGGUCUUCCAAAUGGACAAUGACCCCAAGCAUACUUCCAAAGUUGUGGCAAAAUGGCUUAAGGACAACAAAGCCCUGACCUCAAUCCUAUAGAAUAUUUGUGGGCAGAACUGAAAAAGCGUUUGCGAGCAAGGAGUCCUACAAACCUGACUCAGUUACACCAGCUCUGUCAGGAGGAAUGGGCCAAAAUUCACCCAACUUAUUGUGGGAAGCUUGUGGAAGGCUACCCGACACGUUUGACCCAAGUAAAACAAUUUAAAGGCAAUGCUACCAAAUACUAAUUGAGUGUAUGUAAACUUCUGACCCACUGGGAAUGUGAUGAAAGACAUACAGUGGGGAAAAAAAGUAUUUAGUCAGCCACCAAUUGUGCAAGUUCUCCCACUUAAAAAGAUGAGAGAGGCCUGUAAUUGUCAUCAUAGGUACACGUCAACUAUGACAGACAAAUUGAGAAAAAAAAAUCCAGAAGAUCACAUUGUAGGAUUUUUUAUGAAUUUAUUUGCAAAUUAUGGUGGAAAAUAAGUAUUUGGUCACCUACAAAAAGAUUUCAGGCUCUCGCAGACCUGUAACGUCUUCGUUAAGAGGCUCCUCUGUCCUCCACUCGUUACCUGUAUUAAUGGCACCUGUUUGAACUUGUUAUCAGUAUAAAAGACACCUGUCCACAACCUCAAACAGUCACACUACAAACUCCACUAUGGCCAAGACCAAAGAGCUGUCAAAGGACACCAGAAACAAAAUUGUAGACCUGCACCAGGCUGGGAAGACUGAAUCUGCAAUAGUUAAGCAGCUUGGUUUGAAGAAAUCAACUGUGGGAGCAAUUAUUAGGAAAUGGAAGACAUACAAGACCACUGAUAAUCGCUCUCGAUCUGGGGCUCCACGCAAGAUCUCCCCCCGUGGGGUCAAAAUGAUCACAAGAACGGUGAGCAAAAAUCCCAGAACCACACGGGGGGACCUAGUGAAUGACCUGCAGAGAGCUGCGACCAAAGUAACAAAGCCUACCAUCAGUAACACACUACGCCGCCAGGGACUCAAAUCCUGCAGUGCCAGACAUGUCCCCCUGCUUAAGCCAGUACAUGUCCAGGCCCGUCUGAAGUUUGCUAGAGUGCAUUUGGAUGAUCCAGAAGAGGAUUGGGAGAAUGUCAUGUGGUCAGAUGAAACCAAAAUAUAACUUUUUGGUAAAAACUCAACUCGUCGUGUUUGGAGGACAAAGAAUGCUGAGUUGCAUCCAAAGAACACCAUACCUACUGUGAAGCAUGGGGGUGGAAACAUCAUGCUUUGGGGCUGUUUUUCUGCAAAGGGACCAGGACGACUGAUCCGUGUAAAGGAAAGAAUGAAUGGGGCCAUGUAUCGUGAGAUUUUGAGUGAAAACCUCCUUCCAUCAGCAAGGGCAUUGAAGAUGAAACGUGGCUGGGUCUUUCAGCAUGACAAUGAUCCCAAACACACCGCCCGGGCAACGAAGGAGUGGCUUCGUAAGAAGCAUUUCAAGGUCCUGGAGUGGCCUAGCCAGUCUCCAGAUCUCAACCCCAUAGAACAUCUUUGGAGGGAGUUGAAAGUCUGUGUUGCCCAGCGACAGCCCCAAAACAUCACUGCUCUAGAGGAGAUCUGCAUGGAGGAAUGGGCCAAAAUACCAGCAACAGUGUGUGGAAACCUUGUGAAGACUUACAGAAAACAUUUGACCUGUGUCAUUGCCAACAAAGGGUAUAUAACAAAGUAUUGAGAAACUUUUGUUAUUGACCAAAUACUUAUUUUCCACCAUAUUUUGCAAAUAAAUUCAUUAAAAAUCCUACAAUGUGAUUUUUCUCAUUUUGUCUGUCAUAGUUGACGUGUACCUAUGAUGAAAAUUACAGGCCUCUCUCAUCUUUGUAAGUGGGAGAACUUGCACAAUUGGUGGCUGACUAAAUACUUUUUUUCCCCACUGUAAAAGCUGAAAUAAAUCAUUCUCUCUACUAUUAUUCUGACAUUUCACAUUCUUAAAAUAAAGUGUUGAUCAUAACUGUUCCAAGACAGGGAAUUUUUACUAGGAUUAAAUGUCAGGAGUUGUGAAAAACUGAGUUUAAAUGUAUUUGGCUAUGGUGUAUGUAAACUUCCGACUUCAACUGUAGGUCUCAUGUCUUUUGUGCUCUGGGUCUGUCUGUCUCUCAGGUUCUCGAGGUCAGACGAACUCUCCAGACACCGGCGCUCCCAUUCUGGAGUGAAGCCUUACCAGUGUCCUGUCUGCGAGAAGAAGUUUGCCCGCAGUGAUCACCUGUCCAAACACAUCAAAGUCCACCGCUUUCCACGAAGCAGCAGGACAGUGCGCUCCGCAAAC